Messenger RNA from Culicoides brevitarsis, 1970 nucleotides. RefSeq names its product probable cytochrome P450 28d1. The transcript has 4 exons. Gene Ontology annotation, molecular function: iron ion binding; oxidoreductase activity, acting on paired donors, with incorporation or reduction of molecular oxygen; heme binding. Bases 14 to 1477 code for a protein of 487 amino acids. NCBI's taxonomy places the organism in Eukaryota, Metazoa, Arthropoda, Insecta, Diptera, Ceratopogonidae. The record is from RefSeq and is a predicted model, not a curated record.
CACUCAUUGAGACAUGUUUUUGUCACUUUAUUUAAUUUUUACGGCGAUCUUUUUGCUUUACAAGUAUUUGAAAUCGCCUUAUGAGACAUGGAAAAAUCGCGGGAUUGUUUCUCCAAGUCCGAAAUUUUUGCAAGGAAAUUUCAAAUCGAUUUUCGGAAGGAAAUAUAACGUCAUGGAAGACUUGAAAGCAAUUUAUGACAAAUAUCGUGGCAAGGAACCAAUUGUCGGGAUUUAUCUCUUGCGACAUCCACAGUUGAUGGUACUUGAGCCAGAAAUCGUCAAAGAUAUUCUUGUGAAGCAUCAACGGAAGUUUGGAGAGAAUUUCUUUGCGAAUCUUAUGAGUCACCAUGACAAAAUUUUCAGUCCAAACUUAUUUUUUAUGCAUUCCAAGGAGUGGAAAGAGAAGCGACAGGAAUUAAGUCCCGGUUUUGGAGUAAACAAAAUAAAGCCCCAGUUCAAUAACUUAUUAAAAAUUGGAGAUUCCUUCUGUGAUUACAUCAAAAAGUCAUCCUCAAAGUCAAUUUCUUUCGAUGUGAAGUCCUUAGCGAUCCGUUAUACUGCUGAAAUUUCGUCUUCAAUCGUGUUCGGGAUCAAAGCCAAUUCUUUUGAGGAAACUGACCCACCGAUAAUGGUUGUUUCGACCGAUUUGAUCCCCUUUGCGGAUAAAAUUCUUCGUUAUUUUCAACUAAUUUACUCAUUUCCCGUCCUUUUGCGGUUCUGGAAGUUUCGUUUGAGUGGCAUGACGGUACAAAAUUUCUUCGAGAACCUCACAGUUGAUGUUUUGAAAAUGAGAGCGAAUGCGGAACCGCGUAACGAUUAUGUUGACCACGUGAUGCAACUUAUGCGGAAAAAGGGUUUGAGCGAAAAAGACAUGGCAGGCGAUUUUAUCAACCAAUUUUUGGAUGCUUUUGAAACGACAAGUGUUUUUUUGACAUAUGUCCUGUACGAAAUUGCCAGAAAUAAGGAAGUUCAAGACAGAUUGAGAGCUGAAGUGUCGGAAGCUGAGUUGGAUAUCGAUUCUAUCGAAUCUUUGCAAUAUUUGGACCAAGUGGUGUUUGAAUCGCUGCGACUUCAUCCGGUUUUAGUGAAUUUGGUGAAGGUUUGUACGGAAACUUAUGUCUCCGAGAGUCAUUCGGUGAAAAUUUUGCCGGGAGAUGUCGUCAAUAUUCCAAUUCAUUGCCUUCAACGGGAUCCCCUGACGUAUGAAGAGCCAGAAAAAUUCAAUCCUGAUCGAUUUGAUGGCGGCGGGGUGAAGAAAUAUCGUCAAAUGUGCGCUUUAUUGCCUUUUGGCGAGGGACCACGACAAUGUUUGGGCAUGCGGUACUCCCUGAUCGAAGUAAAAAUUGCCGUUAUCGCAAUUCUGAAGAACUUUGAGAUGUCACUCACGAAGCCAGACACAAAAAUGGAGCUAAUUCCCGAUUGUUUGAUGUACUUAUCGAUGCCGUGCCCAUUUUCGAUUGAUUUUCGACCAUUCUAAGCCAUUCUUUCCUUUUAUGAGGGUCAUUUAUUAAUCAUUGACUAGACCAACGACGACGACGACGACGACUGGCUGCCUACACACACUUGUAACAACGUAUUUCUCCUAAUCACACAUAAAUAAAUGAAAAAAAAAGUAAAUAAAAGCGAACAGUUCAUAAUAAAUAUAAUGACAUUCAUUCAUGGCUCGGGUCGAUUUGAUUAAUUUUGGGUGGCCAAAAAUGGGUACCCAGAACACAAACAAGACAAUGACCGCUAAUUUAUCUUGUUACCUCUCUCUCUCUCUCUCAUUUUUCGGUGUCUUGUUAUGUUUUUGUUACGAAAAGCAAAUAAAUACAAAAUAUGAACAAUUACAAAUGGGACGCCGAGUAGUACUAUUUCUUUUCAUUAUUAGCAAAAUACACAGAAAAAAAGAAGUGUAAAUAGUCCAUUAUGGGAGAUAAACGAGGCUAAAAAUGAAUUAUAAUAAUAAUACUUUGUUGUACAAUAAAAAC